Molecule: messenger RNA, 3336 nt
Organism: Penicillium nucicola
Lineage: Eukaryota; Fungi; Ascomycota; Eurotiomycetes; Eurotiales; Aspergillaceae
Exons: 3
Coding region: 1-3336 (1111 amino acids)
Molecular function (GO): protein binding
Source: RefSeq, a predicted model, not a curated record
AUGCCCUGGCGUUUGUUUAAACGUGCCCCUCAGCCGCGAAACCGCGAUGUUCCCCCUCUUCCUAUAGUGAAUGCAGGAGAAACAGUCUUGCCUGCUAAGACUGAUGACUUGUGGACAAAGGCUAGGGAAAAGCUCUCCGAAGACAAACAUAUGCGUCUGAUUUUGGAAGAAGCAGCCAAGAUUGUUGGAGCCUCUGGUUUGGAUAUCGAAUCUCAUGGUGCAAAAGAUUCCCAGCAGCUUCACGACUCUCUUGAUGUCAAAGUCAAAGAACUUGAAAAGAGGGCAUUGGUGUUUCAGUUCAACGAUCAUUCUAUCAAAGUCAGGGAGCAGCUAGGCCGGGUGAUUCGAAAUAUCCUGGUGUUGAAAGAUCUGGUCAGCUCGGCUGCAUCUUCGAGUCCCCCAGCGGCAAUAGUGUGCGCGAGUAUCACCUUCUCUCUCACGUUGUUUAUCCGUGCCGAAGACCAAGAUAGCGAGCUUCUGAAUGGACUAGAGAAGAUUUCCGGCAUGCUUCCUCGUCUUCAGAUGAUGGAAAAUCUCUACCUCCCUUACCACGCCAAUCUAUCUGGCAAUUUCAUGGAGAAAUUUCAAGAAGCGCUGGUACUGCUUUAUUGCAAAAUCCUUGAAUUUCAAGCUCGAGCGUUGUGUUUCUUGGAAAAGAACACAGCCCGUCGAUUUUACAACAAUCUGAUCCAUGAAAAGUGGGACACUUUGGCAAAAAGCAUCGAAAGCCAAGAAACUGAAGUCCAAAAAUCCACUUGGCUUCUUAAUGCAGCACAGAGACAGCAAGACACAGAAAAGAUCACAAACCACAUUCAAAAAGCGCUCGAAAAGCAUCAAGUCAAGAAAACAACUUCGGAUCGAAACAAGAAAGCAAACCGAUUCUUCAAGUUGCUCCAUAACUGUCCGUAUGAAGACAGAAAAGAUCGCGUUGACAAGCGUGUAGCCGGGACAUGCGAAUGGUUUACCGACCACUCUCACUUUCGAGAAUGGAAAGAGAACAAAGAUUCCAGUCUUCUGUGGGUUUCAGCCGACCCAGGAUGUGGAAAGUCAGUCUUAUCAAAGUAUUUGGUCGACGAAGUCCUCCCUGCCGAAAAAAGGACAGUCUGUUACUUCUUCUUUCGUGACGAUUAUCCAGACCAGAGAAGGUCCACAAUUGCGCUUGCCAAUAUCUUACAUCAAAUCUUCCUGGCUCAGCCCUGGCUUCUCUCAGAUUCUGUUCUGGAAGAACAGGAAAGAGAAGGUGAAAGGCUACUUCAGUCAUUCCACACUCUAUGGAAUAUUUUCACCAGAGUCACCUCGAGAAAUGACUCCGAUGAGAUCAUUUGUGUCAUAGAUGCGUUGGAUGAGUGUCAGGAAGAUGAAAGAAAGCAGCUUGUCGAAGCCAUAGCAGACCUCUACCUGAGAGGUAAAAAUGGCGACAAGCUAAAGUUCCUUUUGACAAGCAGGCCCUACGGCCACAUAAUCGAAGACUUUCGAGAGUUGGAGGGCCAAAUGCCGACAAUUCACUUGAGUGGGGAGGGCGAAGUCGAAUCGGAGAAAAUCUCAGUCGAAAUCAACCUGGUCAUCGAGAAAAGAGUUCAAGACAUCUCUCUUCGCAAAAGAUUAGAUGAAAUCAACUGCCAAUUUUUGCGAAAUAAGUUCACGAAGAUACCGCAUCGAACUUAUCUUUGGGUCACUCUUACGAUGGAUUACGUUGAAAAUCUUGUUGGCUUCAACAAAGGAAAAGUCCGUGAAAUCGUGCUCCCUCAAACGGUUGAUGAUGCCUACGAACGGAUUUUGAGCAAAGGCAGAGAUCACAUGGCAGCGAAGCGUCUACUGCACAUUGUUUUGGCCGCAAAAAGGCCAAUGUCCGUGGACGAACUAUCUCUUGCCAUGGCUCUGAAAAGGGAGGGCCAGUCCAUUGAUGACAUAGCAGAGUCAAUCGAAUCCACUGAAAGCUUCAAAGACACGUUACGAAGUAUCUGUGGAUUGAUGCUUGUCGUCGUCAAUGAGAGAGUCUACCUUCUGCAUCAAACUGUGAAGGAGUUCCUAGUCCAGGAUUCAUCAAAGCCAAUUGAUAUCGAGUCUUCCAACAGCUGGAAGCAUAAAUUCUCGACAAAAAGGUCACACCAGGUCAUUUCAGAGAUGUGCAUAUGGCAUAUUUAUGUUACUUCAGCAGAAGCUGGUCUAGAUCUUCUUUUGAACUAUUCAGCACUUUAUUGGACGGAUCACUUUCGCGAAGCCUGUUUUCCCUGCCAAGACAAGAUUCAAACGUUAGCGUGUCAUCUCUGCGCCCCAGGCUCGAAACUGCAAAAAUCCUGGACAGAUGUAUACAUGGACGAGACAGAAGGAUAUCUUCCAAUGGAUCCCAUACCACUUCUCAUUCCAGCUUUCUUUGGUCUUGAUUCUGUCAUAAAAAAGCUCCUCAAGGAUGACACCGUGGAAGUGGAUAUCCCGGAUUCUAAAGAUGGCCAAACUGCGCUAUCAUUAGCUGCUGAAUAUGGACAUGAUACUGUCGUUAGCCUACUUCUGGCUAACAAAGCAGAUAUAGAGUCGAAGGACACUAAAUAUGGCCAGACUCCGCUUUCAUGGGCUGCUCAAUAUGGACAUGAUACUGUCGUUAGUCUACUUCUGGCUAGCAAAGCAAAUAUAGAGUCAAAGGGCACUAAAUAUGGCCAGACUCCGCUUUUAUUGGCUGCUCGAAAUGGAUAUGAUACUGUCGUCAGUCUACUUCUGGCUAGUAAAGCAGACAUCGACUCUAAGGACGAUUAUAGCCGAACUCCGCUUUUAUGCGCUGCUGAAAAUAGACAUGAUACUGUCGUCAGUCUACUUCUGGAUAGUAAAGCAAAUAUGGAGUCGAGGGACUCUCAUGGCCAAACUCCACUUUUAUUGGCUGCUCGAAACGGAUACGAUGCUGUCGUCAGUCUACUUCUGGCUAGCAAGGCAGACAUCGACUCUAAAGACGAUUAUAGCCGGACUCCGCUUUUAUGGGCUGCUGAAAAUGGACAUGAUACUGUCGUCAGUCUACUUCUGGCUAGCAAAGCAGAUAUAGAGUCGAAGGACUCUCAUGGCCAAACUCCACUUUUCUUGGCUGCUCGAAAUGGAUAUGAUACUGUCGUCAGUCUACUUCUGGCUAGCAAAGCAGAUAUAGAGUCGAAGGACUCUCAUGGCCAAACUCCACUUUCAAUAGCUGCUAAAUUUGGAUAUAAUAAUGUCGUUAGGCUACUUCUGGUUAGCAAAGCAGACAUAGAUUCGAAGGACGCUUCUGGCCGAACUCCGCUUUCAUUGGCUCGUAUUAAUGAACAUCAUGAUGUGGCUCGAAUGCUUCAAGCCCCGAGAAAGAUGGGUUUAGACUAG